UUUAUUUUUGUUUUUCAUUUUUAUUCAUUGAUGAUGGGUAAAUCAUAGUAUUUUUAUUAUUUAUAACUUUAACACACUAUUAAUUGGUAAUUAAUUGCAGAGGAAAAAUAAUUUAUUAUAGUGUUAAUUUUUCCUUUUUUUAAAUUAAAGCUUGAUGAACUUACCUAUAAGAUAAACUGUACAAGGAAUAAAAAAAAUGACUAAUUAUAAGGAUAAUUCAUCAUCGUCCUCAGAAGAGGAUGAAAAUAUAAAACAAGCAUUGAGAGAAGCUACCGAUCAAGAUUUAUUUAAAAAUUCUUUUUUUUCUGGAAAUAAAAGUGAUGAAGAAGAAAAAAAAGUUGACAAUGUUAGUGAUAAAUUAGAAGAAAAACAACAAUCUCAAGAGUUUUAUAAUUUUGGAGUAUCCGUACAUUUUCAAGAGUUUGUCGGUAAAAAAUUAACCGAGUAUCUUGAUAGAGAAAUUGAACUGGUAGAAAUUACUCCGAAAAAAUGUAAAAAUAAGACAAUUGAUGGUGGAAUAAAAUUGCUUAAUGAAUCAAUAGAUGUAAUAAAUUGUGAAGAAGAAAUAUCGUCAAUUAUACCAAAGAAGAAAAAAAGAAAACUAAGAGAUAGAAGUGAAAAUAAUAUUUCAAAUUCUGAAAAAUGUCAACAAGCUGCUGUUGAUCCUCAAUUUAUUUUAUCUAAAUCGGAAGUUAUGUCGUGGAAUGAACGGCAAAAGGGGACUGUUUUUAAUUAUAAAAAAAUGCCUGAUGGUAAAUUAGUUCAAUGUGAUUAACUUAUUAAAUUGUUAUCUUAUUUAUUAUUAAAUUUUUUAUAAACUAAAAUUAUAUUUCUUCUAUUUAUAAAAUUUUGAAUAAAUAUUUUACAUUACCGGUAGAAAAAGUACUUGCAAAUACUUCCGUUCGCUUUCCGCGCAGAAGCGCUAUUGUCGCGUUCAUGAAAAUGGU
This is a messenger RNA of Cotesia glomerata, 947 nucleotides long. RefSeq lists its product as uncharacterized. Lineage: Eukaryota; Metazoa; Arthropoda; Insecta; Hymenoptera; Braconidae. The transcript has 5 exons. The coding region runs from base 197 to 775 and encodes 192 amino acids. The record is from RefSeq and is a predicted model, not a curated record. Gene Ontology annotation, biological process: Wnt signaling pathway.